This is a messenger RNA of Cucurbitaria berberidis CBS 394.84, 393 nucleotides long. RefSeq lists its product as uncharacterized. The transcript has a single exon. Bases 89 to 355 code for a protein of 88 amino acids. NCBI's taxonomy places the organism in Eukaryota, Fungi, Ascomycota, Dothideomycetes, Pleosporales, Cucurbitariaceae. The record is from RefSeq and is a predicted model, not a curated record.
GUGCGCAGUGCGGGUGGUGGCGUCAUGCUGAGAUCUCCCGCCCCGUGUAACCAACACGCGUUUCGCAGCCAGCGCCAUCUAUCGUUCGAUGAAGCUUCGCAGUUCCAUCGCCUUAUUCGUCUCGAGGCACAUGAUUGCAGUUAGGUUCCGCCAUUCGCAAGCGCAAUGCUGUCCUGUUAUUCUGAUACCCACUCGUCGUGACAGCCUUUCCUCAACCAAGACUUUGGCCCGACGCCAAAACGAGGCCGCUGUACGUGGACCGUGGACCCUCAUGUACCCUCUCCUGGUCGUGAGCAUUCCUGGCCUAUCGAAUUAUCAAGACGCUCAAUCCGCUGCUCGGCCGGUCACGGAGUGAAUCUGCAGCUGCCCGCUAGCGAUGCCCCGAUGGCAUAC